Messenger RNA from Onychostoma macrolepis, 1617 nucleotides. It is a transcript of the gene adsl, whose product is annotated as adenylosuccinate lyase. Gene Ontology annotation, cellular component: cytosol. Lineage: Eukaryota; Metazoa; Chordata; Actinopteri; Cypriniformes; Cyprinidae. Gene Ontology annotation, biological process: 'de novo' AMP biosynthetic process. The record is from RefSeq and is a predicted model, not a curated record. Gene Ontology annotation, molecular function: (S)-2-(5-amino-1-(5-phospho-D-ribosyl)imidazole-4-carboxamido) succinate lyase (fumarate-forming) activity; N6-(1,2-dicarboxyethyl)AMP AMP-lyase (fumarate-forming) activity. The transcript is spliced from 13 exons. Bases 105 to 1553 code for a protein of 482 amino acids.
ACCGCCAACAAACAUAAGAAGAAGAAGAAGGAACAGACGAGCUUGCAGAGUGGCUCUGGCUUGUAGUCCGCGUGUGGACGGCGCUGCACUGACCCGCUGCUCGAAUGGAGGGAUCCGGGGAAGAGUUCAUGAAGUACCGCUCACCGCUGGUGUCCAGGUACGCCAGCAAAGAGAUGGCCUACAACUUCAGCGACAGGAAAAAAUUCACCACAUGGAGAAGACUGUGGCUUUACCUCGCUAAGGCCGAAAAGGAAUUGGGUCUCCCCAUAACCGAUGCCCAGGUGAGCGAGAUGGAGUCUCACUUGGAGGACAUUGAUUUCGUCAUGGCUGCGGAGGAGGAGAGGAAGUUGAGGCAUGACGUCAUGGCUCACGUGCACACCUUCGCUCACUGCUGUCCCACCGCUGCUCCCAUCAUCCACUUGGGCGCCACUUCCUGUUAUGUGGGAGACAAUACGGAUCUGAUAAUGCUGCGUGAUGGAUUUGAUAUCCUGCUACCCAAGCUGGCUCGUGUCGUAGACAGGCUGGCGAACUUUGCAGAGAAAUACGCUGACCUGCCGACUUUAGGCUUCACCCAUUAUCAACCAGCUCAGCUGACUACAGUCGGGAAGCGUGCUUGUCUGUGGCUACAGGAUCUGGUCAUGGACAUGCGUAAUCUUCAGCGUGCAAGAGAGGACCUGCGCUUCCGGGGCGUUAAAGGAACAACAGGCACUCAGGCCAGCUUCCUGCAGCUUUUCCAGGGGGAUCAUGAGAAGGUGGAGGAGUUGGAUAGGAAGGUCACUGAAAUGGCUGGUUUUAAAAAAUCAUACCUGGUGACGGGUCAGACGUACAGUCGUAAGGUGGAUAUCGACUCGCUGUGUGCGCUGGCCAGCCUCGGAGCCACUGUACACAAGAUUUGCACUGAUAUCCGUCUGUUGGCGAAUCUGAAGGAAAUCGAGGAGCCGUUUGAGAAAGAGCAGAUUGGUUCCAGUGCCAUGCCGUACAAGAGAAACCCGAUGCGUGCGGAGCGCUGCUGCAGUCUUGCUCGUCACCUGAUGGCGCUGGUGUCAGACCCCCUGCAGACCGCAGCAGUGCAGUGGCUGGAGAGAACCCUGGACGACAGCGCUAACAGGAGGAUCUCAUUGCCCGAGUCCUUCCUCACAGCGGACAUCAUCCUCAGCACUCUGCAGAACAUCACUGAAGGACUGGUGGUGUAUCCUAAGGUGAUUGAGAGGCAUAUCCGUCAUGAGCUGCCCUUCAUGGCUACUGAAAACAUCAUCAUGGCCAUGGUGAAGGCUGGAGGAAACAGACAGGACUGCCAUGAGAAGAUUCGGGUGCUGUCCCAGCAAGCUGCGGCUGUAGUCAAACAGGAAGGGGGGGAUAAUGACCUGCUGGCUCGGGUUCGGGCUGAUCCAUAUUUCACUCCCAUACUCGGACAGCUGGAUGACUUACUGGAGCCCAAAACCUUCAUCGGCCGAGCCCCACAACAGGUUACAAGGUUUUUGUCUGAGGAGGUCAGGCCUGUUCUAGAGCCAUACAAGAGUAAAAUGGAUGUCAAGAUUGAACUAGAGCUCUGAAACAAACACAUUCGAAUCGUGACACAUCAGAACAGUAUUACAAUAAACAAGGUGUUCAAUCUUU